GGCAGCCACCAAACCCGUCGAAUCGGAGGACAGAGGAGUCACCAAAUCCCCCCAUUGUCACCAGUGGCAGGAAGAAGAGAAAGGGAGGGGAAGAAAAAGGAGGAGCACCUUGGGGGUGGGAUCAGAGAGGAUGAGGGGAAAGAAGAGGGCGGUUCUGGUGGGAUGCAACUACCCGGGGACGAAGGCAGAGCUGAAGGGAUGCAUCAACGACGUAAAGCGGAUGCAGCGAUGCCUGAUCGAGCGGUACGGAUUCGCGGAGGAGGACAUCGUGGUGCUGAUCGAUACGGACCCUUCCUACCCGCAGCCAUCGGGGGCCAACAUCCGCAAGGCCAUCUCCGACCUCGUCGCCUCCGCCCGCCCUGGGGACUACCUUUUCAUCCACUACAGUGGCCACGGCACCCGCCUCCCCGCCGAGACCGGCGACAACGACGACACCGGAUACGACGAGUGCAUCGUCCCCUCCGACAUGAACCUCAUCACUGAUGAUGAUUUCAGGGAGUUUGUAGACAAAGUUGGAGACGGCUGUCGGAUCACAAUUGUCUCGGAUUCCUGCCACAGUGGUGGUCUUCUUGACAAAUCUAAGGAGCAAAUCGGUGAGAGCACAAAAUGUCAUGAGGAAGGAGGUUCUGACUCUGGCAGAAGCUUUGGCUUCAGAGCCUUGUUGAAAGAGACAGUCCAUGGUGCAUUCGAGUCCCGUGGAAUUCACCUCCCUCACGAAGGUCAUCAUCAUAUCCGCAGCCACCACCAAGCUGUGGAGGAGGAAGACAAUGACGAUUCUGCACACUUCUCAGGGCACGUUCACCAUAUAAAGAACCGCUCUCUUCCACUUUCAACACUGAUUGAGAUCCUGAAGCAGAAGACCGGAAAGGAAGACAUCGACGUGGGGAAGAUCAGGCCAACCCUAUUUGACAUGUUUGGUGAAGAUGCCAGCCCGAAGAUAAAGAAGUUCAUGAAGGUGCUGUUGAACAAGCUUCAGGAGGGGCGCAGUGGUGAGGGUGGAGGCGGUGGCGGACUCAUGGGGAUGGUGGGGAGCCUUGCACAGGAAUUCCUCAAGCAUAAGCUGGACGAGAACGAUGAUGAAUACGUCAAGCCCGCUUUAGAGACGAAGGUGAAUAGUGUGCAAGAGGUGUAUGCUGGCUCCAGCAAUAAACGGAUGCUUCCGGAUAAUGGCAUUCUUAUCAGCGGUUGCCAGACAGACCAGACGUCCGCUGAUGCAAAUAGCCCUCAGGGGGCGUAUGGAGCUCUAAGCAAUGCCAUUCAGACCAUCAUUGUUGAGACUGGCAGAGAGAUCACUAACAAGGAGCUUGUAUUGAAGGCUCGGCAGAUGUUGUCUAAGCAAGGAUUUAUGCAGAAGCCUGGUCUUUACUGCACUGAUGAGCAUGCUGAUGUGCCCUUUAUCUGCUGAAGGUAGAGGAUUCACAUCCCUUUCUACCUUUGUUUAAUUUAUUUUUAUCCUUCUGUUUUCAGUUUGUUUGGUGUGGAGUGUUUGGAGUUCUUUUUAAUUUAUCUUUUUUAAUCUUUUUUUGGUUGCUCUCACUGGGUAAUGCUCUGUUGACAAAUAAUUACUUGCAGAGCAGCCUCUGAACUCGGCGUGAUCCCUGAUGACAAUCAUUAUUAUUUUUAUUUAUGUAUUGAGCUUACACUCAACAAUCUUUCUAAAUGGGUUUAUAAUGAGUUUAAGCUUGAA
Molecule: messenger RNA, 1687 nt
Organism: Ananas comosus (pineapple)
Lineage: Eukaryota; Viridiplantae; Streptophyta; Magnoliopsida; Poales; Bromeliaceae
Product: metacaspase-5-like
Exons: 2
Coding region: 131-1405 (424 amino acids)
Biological process (GO): proteolysis
Molecular function (GO): cysteine-type endopeptidase activity
Source: RefSeq, a predicted model, not a curated record